This is a messenger RNA of Asparagus officinalis (garden asparagus), 1709 nucleotides long. Its product is annotated as transcription factor TGA4-like. Gene Ontology annotation, molecular function: DNA-binding transcription factor activity; sequence-specific DNA binding. The coding region runs from base 254 to 1342 and encodes 362 amino acids. The record is from RefSeq and is a predicted model, not a curated record. Lineage: Eukaryota; Viridiplantae; Streptophyta; Magnoliopsida; Asparagales; Asparagaceae. Gene Ontology annotation, biological process: regulation of DNA-templated transcription; DNA-templated transcription. The transcript is spliced from 9 exons.
UUCCACUUUCAACUCAUCUCCUCCCUCUCCUCUCCUCUCCUCUCCUCUUAAAACCAUCUCUUUCCGAUUCUAAAAAUGGCGACUUGGGUUUUCUGAACCUGAAGAUUCGUGCCCAGCUGCCUCUUUCCUCUAAUUCCGAGGUCCGAACAUUGAAUCCUUCUUGUUUUCGCUCGGUUCUUUUGGAGAGUUCUUUCUCUGUUGAGUAAAUUCAAGCUUCUUUUUAGAGUAUUAGAACGAAAUUGUUCAAAUAAAUAUGAUAUCUCCGACUCAAUUUGACACCUGUAGGAGUAUGGAAAUGUUUGCGACCAGUCAUCAAAUUAGCAUGUGGGAUGACUCCUUUAAACCAGAAAGCAGUCAAAAUACCGACUCAUCCACAGUUGUAGAGGCAGAGGGCAAACUUGACAAUAGGUUAGAGGAUGCUCUACAUGAAAUGUUAAGGCCAUCAACGCAAUUUGAGCAGGAAGCAAACAAGCCUUCAGACAAGGUAGUAAGACGUCUUGCACAAAAUAGAGAGGCUGCCCGCAAAAGUCGUCUAAGAAAGAAGGCUUACAUUCAACAACUAGAAUCAAGUCGUAUUAAGUUGGCUCAGAUUGAGCAGGAGCUUGAGCUAGCCAGACAACAGGGUUUAUACAUGGGUGGACAUUCAGGAAAUUCUACCCUGGGGCAAUCAGUUAAUUCAGGAAUUGCUGCUUUUGAAAUGGAAUAUGGACAUUGGAUUGAAGAACAGAAUAGGCAUGUUCGUGAACUCAGGGCUGCUUUGCAAGCAAGAGUAUCUGAAAUAGAACUCCGGAUGCUUGUAGAAAGUGGAAUGAGACACUAUGAAAAUCUUUUCCGGAUAAAAGCAAUUGUUGCCAAGGCUGAUGUCUUCUACCUUAUGUCUGGCAUGUGGAAAUCAUCUGCCGAGCGUUUCUUUCUCUGGAUUGGAGGCUUUCGACCUUCUGGGCUCAUAAAGAUUCUCUCCCCUCAACUGGACCCUCUAACUGAGCAGCAAGUAAUGGCCGUUUGUACCCUGCAACAAUCAUCUCAACAAGCUGAAGAUGCUCUUUCUCAGGGAUUGGAUAAACUUCAGCAAACCCUUGCUGAAACGAUAGCAACAGACCCUUUAGAUGCUUCUGGAGUGGCAAACUAUAUGGGUCAGAUGACUCAAGCUAUGGAAAAGUUAGACGCCCUCGAAAACUUUGUCAAUCAAGCGGACCAUCUAAGGCAACAAGCACUUCAACAGAUGCACCGGAUCCUAACAAUACGUCAAGCUGCACGUGCGCUCCUUGCCUUGGGUGAUUACCUUCAGCGCCUGCGUGCUUUGAGCUCCGUUUGGGCUGCUCGCCCUCGAGAACCCAUCUAGAAAACCAAAGAGAGUUUUGUAAAGUUGCCUGAUUUUCCUUUUCGGUGGCUGGGGUAAUUGUAUAAUCAUACGUGCCAUGCAUGGAGGUUCUUGAAGGUUUGUUAGGUAAAAGGGAGGGAAAUGUGUAAAUAUUCAGCCGGGUGUAUAAUAGUUUAGAAGCUCCCCUAUCUAUGUUUAAAGUGUAAUUUAUGAUUCAGCUAUUUGCAGUCAUAAUAAUGUUAUAUAGUAUGUAGUAUAAUUCAGUUUGCGGGGGAAGGAUAAGACGUGAUUUGUCAUGAUCAUGCGAUGGCAGUUCUCUAGAUUUUAGACAUUAUCUGCUACAAUUUUUGUCUGUGUUGUUAAUUAUUCGAAGGAAAUAGCUUUAGGA